Molecule: messenger RNA, 844 nt
Organism: Protopterus annectens (West African lungfish)
Lineage: Eukaryota; Metazoa; Chordata; Ceratodontiformes; Protopteridae
Product: cytochrome c oxidase assembly factor 3 homolog, mitochondrial
Exons: 2
Coding region: 46-348 (100 amino acids)
Biological process (GO): mitochondrial respiratory chain complex IV assembly
Cellular component (GO): mitochondrial inner membrane
Source: RefSeq, a predicted model, not a curated record
UUCCGGUUCGAGGUUUGUAGGUCAUAGUAUGCUGUUGAGGAAAAGAUGGCAGAUAAAGUACCAGAAGGGACACGAUCUUCGUCUUACGCUAAGCGUGUGGACCCCAAACGAGAUGCUUUAAGCUCGGAGCAGACUGAAUUUAUGCGAAAGAUGGAACUGGCACAGUGGCAGAAAAACCUGUCAAAACGACAAGGGCGAAAUGUUAUAACUGGGCUUAUAAUAGGCGCAGUCGUGGUAGGCAUCUAUGGCUACACAUUUUACUCAGUCUCUCAAGAAAAGUUCAUGGAUGAAUUGGAGGAAGAAGCAAAGUCUGCCAGAGCAAGAUUGCCAAAAACAUCUGCAAACUGAAUUGGAUUGUAAACAAACACGAAUGUUUGAAAUUGUACUUUUCAGAUUUCACAAGGACAUAAAUUGCAUUGAUGUUCUUCAUAAAUUGUCUUGUUGCAGCUUCUCUGUUCUUUUGAACCUGGUCUAAUUUAUUAAACCAGUGUCCCUUUUUUUUUCCCCUGGGAUCACACAGUCCUCCAUUGGAAGAGGAGGUAUUUUCUCUUAUUCUGGCUGAUAACAGGUUUUGUUUGGGAUACUAUUAAGCUCCUUUGUGGAGAAUAUUAUUGGUUUUGGCACACUGUUCAUAUAAUGAAAAUGCAUAGACUGUCUGCUAAAGAAAACUAACUUUAUUGUGCAUCCUGAUAAGGAAGUGACAUAAGUUAUCCAGAUCUUGCUUUUGGUCUUUAAUUCUUCUUGCAAUCAGAUUUAUACAUACUCCAAGGAAAGAGUUGCUUAUUGACUAGUAUAUUUGCACUUUAUUUUAACCCAAAUAAACCUUAAUUUUGUAUAAAUUGUA